Molecule: messenger RNA, 987 nt
Organism: Acanthamoeba castellanii str. Neff
Lineage: Eukaryota; Discosea; Longamoebia; Acanthamoebidae
Product: pol polyprotein
Exons: 4
Coding region: 1-987 (328 amino acids)
Source: RefSeq, a predicted model, not a curated record
AUGGUGGAGUGGGUGGAUGAGGAGCUCACUGUUGAGGAGGUUGCAUUGCUGACUGUGCUCCUCACUGAGAACUGUGAUGUCUUCACACUGUUGCUCCUGUGCCUGGGCCAGGCCAACCAUGCACCCCAUGAGAUUGACUUGCAGGGCCACCAGCCUGUCAAGUGUCACCUGUGUCAAGUGUUGCUGAAGGAGAUGGUGGUUCAGUCCACUGAGAUAUCCAAGAUGCUUGAGGCUGGAGUGGUGCGGCUGUUGAAGGGGCCAUGGGUGUUGCUGGUGGUGCUGGUCACAAAGAAGGAUGGCUUGACUAGGUUCUGUAUUGACUAUUGGGCUCUCAACUGCAUGACCAAGAAGGAUAGCUACCUGCUGCCCCAGGUGGAUGUGAUCCUGGACAUGCUUUUGAAGUUGAUACCAGUCCAGGAGGAAGACAUCAAGAAGACUGCAUUCACAAUGCAGCAUGGGAUGUACAAGUUCAUGGUGAUGCCAUUUGGGCUCACCAACAUGCUGGCCAGUUUCCAGUGGGAUAUGGAUGUUGUGCUGUCUGGGCUGAACUGGGUGUUGACUCUGGUCUACAUCAAUGAUAUCAUUGUGUUCUCCAGGACUUUUGAGGACCAGAUGCACCUUCAGGAGGUGUUCCAACAGCUGCAGGCAGCAACCAUGUACAUGAAGCCCAGCAAGUGCAAUUUCUGCCAGCAUGAGCUGCUGUUCCUAGGGCACAUCAUGCAUAAGGACAGUAUCAUGGCCAACCCUGAGAAGCUACAUGCCAUCCAGGGCGUUCAAUCAGCUGAAGAAGCAGCUUAUGUCACCCCAGUGCUGGUGUUCCCCAACUUUGAGCAGCCAUUCUACCUGCACACUGAGUUCUUCAUUGUCACUGACCAUGUGGCGCUGAAGUGGCUCAUGAAUGCCCAGGAGCUGAGGGGCCAGCUGGCAUGGUGGUCCAUGAAGCUGCAGCCAUACAAGUUCAAAGUGACCCCUACAGCAACCAAGUGA